Pseudophryne corroboree (corroboree frog) is the source of this 1383-nucleotide messenger RNA. RefSeq lists its product as uncharacterized. NCBI's taxonomy places the organism in Eukaryota, Metazoa, Chordata, Amphibia, Anura, Myobatrachidae. The transcript is spliced from 3 exons. The coding region runs from base 1 to 648 and encodes 215 amino acids. The record is from RefSeq and is a predicted model, not a curated record.
AUGAAUUAUAUGCUGGACAUUCAUAAAUGUAGCUGGGUUGCCUGUAUUGCUCUUAUCCUGGCCAAAUACCAGAACUCUGGCAACGCACAGCUCAUUUGCAGAAGGAGACACUCGCAUAAGGUGGAAGACGACGAAGAGAGACGGAGAAGACAAAGAAAGAGAAGGACAAGACUAAGAGAGAAGGUGGAGGAGAAAGAGGAGGAAAAGACAGAGAGGAAGAGGAUGAGGUGGAGAAGACAAAGACAGAAGAAGGAGAAGAAGACAAAUAGAGGAGGAGGAGGAGAAGACAAAGAGAGGAGGAGGAAGAUAAGACAAAGAGAGGAGGAGGAGGAAACAAAGAGGAGAAUAAGAAGGAGGAGGAGACAAAUAGAGGAGGUGGAGGAGGAGAAGACAAAGAGAGGAGGAAGAGGAGAAGAAAAAGAGAGGAGGAGGAUAAUAAUAAGACAAAGAGAAGGAAGAGGAGACAAAGAAAGGAAGUGGGGAGAAAAAAUAGAGAGGAGGAGGAGACAAAUAGAGGAGAGGAGUAGAAGACAAAGAGAAAAGGAGGAGAGAACAAAACAAGAGGAGGAGGAGGAGGAGGAGGAGGAGAAGACAAAGAAAGGAGGAGAGAACAAAACAAGAGGAGGAGAAGACAAAGAAAGGAGGUGAGAACAAAAAUAGAGGAAGAAAAGGAGGAGGAGAAGACAAAGAAAGGAGGAGAAAACAAAACGAGGAGGAGAAGGCAAAGAAAGGAUGAGAAGACAAAGAGUGGAGGAGAGAACAAAAAAAAGAGGACGAGGAAGAGGAGAGAACAAAAAUAGAGGAAGUGGAGGAGGAGAAGACAGAGGAGAAGUAGGAAGAGACAGAGGAGGAGGAGAUGACAAAAAGGAAAAAUAGAUGAGGAGGAGUCAAAAAGAGGAGGAGAAGAAGACAAAGUGAGGAGGCAAAAACAAAGAGAGGUAGAGGAAAAGACAAAGUGAGGAGGGGAAGACAAAGAGAGGAAGAGGAGAAGACAAAGAGAGGAGGAGGAGUAGACAAAGAGGAGGGGAAGACAAAGAGAGGAAGAGGAGAAGACAAAUAGAGGAGAAGGAGGAGGAUGAGAAGACAAAGAGAGGAGGAGGAGUAGACAAAGAGGAGGGGAAGACAAAGAGAGGAAGAGGAGAAGACAAAGAGAGGAAGAGGAGAAGACAAGAGAGGAGAAGGAGAAGACAAAGAGAGGAGAAGACAAAGAGAGGAGGAGGGGAAGACAAAGAGAGGAGAAGGAGGAGAGAAAGAGAGGAGAAGGUAAAGAGAAUGUCGAAGUAAAAAAUAUUACAUAAAGAGAACAUACAAACUACACACAUUUAAGUCGCUAUACUUGCAAAUAUGCGCAGCGAGCACAGCAAAAUAUGGUAACACACGCAU